GGCAAAUUCAAAUUCGUAAGAUCGAUUAGCAACAACUAGAUCAUCAAACAACAACACAUCUAUAGCAUAACAAUUACAUUAGACAAUGGCAGUGGUAUCAAUAAGCAAACCAUAUGUUCAUGAAGGUGGGAUAAGACCAUAUUUUGAACAACAGAUUGAAACCACUGAGAUCAAGAUCCAACAAACCGCUCAAAAUUUAAGAAGAUUAGAAGCUCAACGUAAUAAAUUAAAUAAUAAAGUUCGACAAUUAAAGGAUGAAUUAAGAUUAUUACAAGAACCAGGAUCAUAUGUUGGAGAAGUGGUUAAAGUGAUGGGAUUAAAAAAAGUCUUAGUUAAGAUUCAUCCUGAAGGGAAAUAUAUUGUUAAUAUUAGUCCUGAUAUUGAUAUUAAGAAAUUAACUCCAUCUAUUAGAGUUUGUUUAAAAGCUGAUUCAUAUGAUUUACAUAAAAUCUUACCUAAUAAAAUUGAUCCAUUAGUAUCAUUAAUGAUGGUGGAAAAAGUUCCUGAUUCAACUUAUGAUAUGGUUGGUGGAUUAGAUAAACAAAUUAAAGAAAUUAAAGAAGUUAUAGAAUUACCAGUAAAACAUCCUGAAUUGUUUGAAAGUUUGGGUAUAGCUCAACCUAAAGGGGUUAUACUUUAUGGACCACCAGGUACUGGUAAAACCUUAUUAGCCAGAGCAGUUGCUCAUCAUACUGAAUGUAAAUUUAUUAGAGUUUCCGGUUCAGAAUUAGUUCAAAAAUAUAUUGGUGAAGGGUCAAGAAUGGUUAGAGAAUUAUUCGUCAUGGCAAGAGAACAUGCUCCAUCUAUUAUAUUCAUGGAUGAAAUUGAUUCUAUUGGUUCAUCAAGAGUGGAAGGUUCCAGUGGUGGAGAUUCCGAAGUUCAAAGAACCAUGUUGGAAUUAUUAAAUCAAUUGGAUGGGUUUGAAAGUUCUAAAGAUAUUAAAAUCAUUAUGGCCACCAAUAGAUUGGAUAUUUUAGAUCCAGCUUUAUUAAGACCAGGUAGAAUUGAUAGAAAAAUUGAAUUCCCUGCUCCAACCGUGGCUGCCAGAACCGAUAUUUUAAAGAUUCAUUCCAGAUCGAUGAAUUUAACCAGAGGUAUCGAUUUACGUAAGAUUGCUGAUAAGAUGAAUGGAUGUAGUGGUGCUGAUGUCAAAGGGGUUUGUACUGAAGCAGGUAUGUAUGCUUUAAGAGAAAGAAGAAUCCAUGUUACUCAAGAAGAUUUCGAAUUAGCUGUGGCUAAGAUUAUGUCUAAGAAUGAUGAAGGUGCUGUGUCAUUAGCUAAGUUAUUUAAGUAGUUGACUAUUUACAAUUAACCAAAAUAUAUACACAAACAA
Scheffersomyces coipomensis is the source of this 1333-nucleotide messenger RNA. It is a transcript of the gene RPT6, whose product is annotated as proteasome regulatory particle base subunit. Gene Ontology annotation, molecular function: ATP hydrolysis activity; ATP binding; proteasome-activating activity. Gene Ontology annotation, cellular component: proteasome regulatory particle, base subcomplex. The record is from RefSeq and is a predicted model, not a curated record. Lineage: Eukaryota; Fungi; Ascomycota; Pichiomycetes; Serinales; Debaryomycetaceae. The coding region runs from base 86 to 1294 and encodes 402 amino acids. Gene Ontology annotation, biological process: proteasome-mediated ubiquitin-dependent protein catabolic process. The transcript has a single exon.